This is a messenger RNA of Onychostoma macrolepis, 1283 nucleotides long. It is a transcript of the gene atoh1c, whose product is annotated as atonal bHLH transcription factor 1c. The record is from RefSeq and is a predicted model, not a curated record. The transcript has a single exon. The coding region runs from base 249 to 926 and encodes 225 amino acids. Gene Ontology annotation, molecular function: protein dimerization activity. NCBI's taxonomy places the organism in Eukaryota, Metazoa, Chordata, Actinopteri, Cypriniformes, Cyprinidae.
UGUAAAUUAUGAAUAAAAUGAGGUGUGUAGUGCAAAUAUUUGUUUAUUGAUAUGUGUAGUUGUGGCAGAAAGACAGCAGUAAUCUAUGUUUACCUCCCGAGUGUCAGGAGGCCCAGUCAGUGAUCACUCACACGCAUCUAAUCCACUUUUGAUGAACUGGGUUAAUAGACUCCCUGUGGUCAUUAUCAAAGAGACUCAUUUCUAUUCAUUUCUCAGCGCACACGACCCUCACACACCCGCCCCUCAUUAUGUGUGGCCUCUCCUCAAUAAAUACUCCUCUGUUCUCUGGAGGGUCAGUUCAUCCUCAAGCGUUCAGCAUGCCCCGUCCGGACGGCUCUUAUGCACAGUUCAUCUGGAGAGAGGCAGACAGAGCCCACUCGGACCCGCGUCCCGGAGCCGCAGUGGGCUGGAGGGAGGAGAGGGUGAGCUGUGACCCAUGUGCUCUGGUCCAGCUCCGGCUGUCCGGACUCACAUAUCCCGACGAAGACCAGAGCGCCAUCGCCCGAGCCCGGAGACGCCGCAGACUGGCCGCCAACGCCCGCGAGAGGAGGAGGAUGCUGGGCUUGAACGUGGCCUUCGACCGCCUGAGGAGCGUCAUUCCUAAUGUGGAGAGCGACAGGAAGCUGUCCAAGUCUGAGACGCUUCAGAUGGCGCAGAUCUACAUCAGCACUCUGAGCGAGCUGCUGGAGGAAAGAGACUGCGACCCGGAAUUCAGUUACCCUAUGUUAGCGACGGGCGUGCAGGAUCAGGUCAUCGUGAAGGGUUCAAUGCCAACCGAAGAGACCAAACCAGAGCAGAAAACCGUUCCAACCUGCAGGAUAAGAUCAUAUGAUGGGAAUUUUGGGCAUCCCACUUGCGGUGACCCCAAAACACCUGAACUCUUAGUGGACUCUCACUAUAUGGAGAGGAGCAAUGGAGCAAAAUGACACUAUUGCAUUCUCAGCCUUUGUAUUCAACUUUUUUUUUUUUUUUUUUUUUUAAUUAUAAAAAUUUCUGAAUUAAUUUUUGGACAUUUUGUAGUGAAAUAUAAAAUAUUCUGGAAUUAAUUAUAUUUUUUGCUUUUUUAUGCUAUACAAAUAAAUAUUUUCAGAGGAAAAAUCUUGUCUUUUUCUCUCGAGUUCACAAACUUUAUUUUGAUAGUCCACUUCAGAUAUUCUACUAACUAUAAGUAACUUCAAAUGUCAACUAGCUUUCAUUAGAGCAUUAGUAGACUGUAGACUGGUUAGGGUCAGUACAUGUUGACAUGUACUUGCAACGUUAUAAUCAGAAGAACAUCUUUUGGG